AUGGAAGGUGGCAACACGGCCUCAUGGGCUAUAUCGUAUCUUUCCAACCCAGGAGCUCUCAUUCGAGCUUUGCCAAUUGCUCUGGGCUUAGCGGCUCUGGCUUGGCUAACUUACGUUCAGUUUCUUUCACCAGUUGCGAAGAUUCCUGGCCCGUUCUGGGCCAAAAUAUCGAGACUCUGGCUUGCCUAUCAUGGAUGGGUUGGUGAUUUUCAUACGACAUUGCUAAGACUCCAUCACCAAUAUGGUGACUUGGUUCGUGUGGGACCAAACGAAUUGUCGGUUUGCAGCGGUGAAGGAGUUCGCAAGAUCUAUGGUAUUGGAGCAAAGUUCAGCAAAAGCGAAUUCUACACCCCGGUGCAAGGCAAGCGGAAAUUCGACCUCUUCGGGGAAAAGAACGAAGAAAUUCAUCGGCAGCAACGUCGCAUCGUCAGUAACAUCUAUACUGUUGCUGCAGUAAAGGAGCUGGAAUCGCACAUCGACAGUACAGUCGCGCAUUUCGUGGAACAGCUCAAGCUUCGGUAUAACCACACGAUCGAUUUCGGCGUCUGGCUCCAACUAUUUGCCUUUGAUGUGAUUGGAGAAGUUACCUUCUCACAGAGAUUCGGCCUCCUGGAUAUAGGUGAGGAGACCGAUGCUUUGGUGGCCAUCAAAGAAUCCAUGAAGUCGACGUCCUGGCUGUGCCAGAUUCCCCUUGUAUACCACAUUCAUGAGACCCUGAAACCAAUUAUUGGCGACCGUAUUGCCGCCAAUGCUAGGAAUAGCACCUUGCGCGACUUUACCGUCAACCAUGUGCGAGCGCGCGAGGGGCGAGAGACGAAGCAUAGAGACUUCGUGUCGCGGCUGUUCGAGAUCCACAAGUCCAAAGAAAAUGAUUUCGACGUUAAUGACGUGAUCUCAAUGGCUUCGAGUAAUGUCGUGGCAGGAUCGGAUACCACGGCAAUAUCUAUGAGAGCAAUGUUUCACUUUCUGUUGACCCACCCAGAAUGCAAAGCGAAGCUCCUUGAGGAGAUUGAUGCGUACUACGACAGCGACGAAGCCCAAAAACACAAAAUCAUACCAUUCGACGUAGCAAACAAUCUGCCAUAUCUCCAAGCCGUGAAGUACGAGUCUAUGCGCCUUCAUCCUGUUGUUGGACAGACCCUGCCAAGGGUUGUGCCUGCAGGAGGCUUGCAAUGUGGCAACGAGUAUAUUCCAGCAGGAACUGUUGUGGGAGUUUCGCCGUAUGUGGUUGGCCAGUCGACAGAAAUCUGGGGAGACGAUGCUACUGAAUUUAAGCCAGAGAGGUGGAUGGGUAAGAACAGAGGCGAACUUCAAAAGUUCUGGAUGCCAUUCGGUGGAGGCUCCUGGACAUGUAUAGGGAAAAAUUUGAGUUGGGUUGAGAUGAGCAAGGUGAGCACCGACUUCUUCCUUCAUUGA
Messenger RNA from Exophiala spinifera, 1416 nucleotides. RefSeq lists its product as uncharacterized. The coding region runs from base 1 to 1416 and encodes 471 amino acids. Gene Ontology annotation, molecular function: oxidoreductase activity, acting on paired donors, with incorporation or reduction of molecular oxygen; iron ion binding; heme binding. NCBI's taxonomy places the organism in Eukaryota, Fungi, Ascomycota, Eurotiomycetes, Chaetothyriales, Herpotrichiellaceae. The record is from RefSeq and is a predicted model, not a curated record. The transcript is spliced from 7 exons.